Messenger RNA from Saccostrea cuccullata (small rock oyster), 2015 nucleotides. Its product is annotated as proton-coupled folate transporter-like. Gene Ontology annotation, molecular function: transmembrane transporter activity. Gene Ontology annotation, biological process: transmembrane transport. NCBI's taxonomy places the organism in Eukaryota, Metazoa, Mollusca, Bivalvia, Ostreida, Ostreidae. The coding region runs from base 169 to 1659 and encodes 496 amino acids. The transcript is spliced from 4 exons. Gene Ontology annotation, cellular component: membrane. The record is from RefSeq and is a predicted model, not a curated record.
GAACAGGAAAAUCAAUGAAAUUCUAAUGGAUAACUGUACAAAAAAUUUAAUGACUUCCCUCGAACAGACGGUAGGGUUUCCCGGAAUAAAUUGUUUGUUCUGAAUUUUAACAUACGCUGACGAUAGAAUGUCAUCCAGUUGAACGGAUAGUCACUCAAGAAACAGUUUAUGUACGAGUGUGUUGCAUUGUUAAGAUGUGAAAUUGACAGUUAUUUUGUUGUUGAUCUGGAGAUAUUUGUCGGAAUGGAACCUCGGAGACAGGAGACAGAGGAGGGGUACCUCCGGAAGUUUUCACCUCUCUGUGUUGUUGAGUUCUUCUUCUUCCUUGCGUACAUAAUGGGAAAUUUCAUAUCAAUUCAAUAUGGGCAUGGCAAAUUUCGUGAAUCUCUGUUUCCAAACAACACUCAUUUAGAUACAACAGAUAAAUCUCGAUGCAAUACCAAUACUAGUUCUGAGAGUUACAGAAACGAGCAAGAGGUGCAGAGAGUGGUCUCAGAAUGGAGUGUGUACAUUAAUCUAGCUCAAGGAAUUCCUUUAAUAUUUGCAUCAAUUGUAUUCUCUCCUCUAAGUGAUUCUGUGGGCCGUAAGAUUUUCCUUUUUAUAGGUGGCGCGGGUGUUUGUAUCAAACAGUUACUGAUGACCCUAGCUAUUGCAUUUGAUUGGAAUAUUUAUCUGUUUGUACCUUUUACCUUUAUUGAGGGCUGUACUGGUAGUUGGGUGGUCAUCUUGGCCAUCGCUUUUUCCAUUAUGUCUGAUAUAUCAACAGGCCAGUUUAGAUCCUUUCUCAUUGCUGCUAUAAGCUUUGUAUUCGGAGUGGGUCACUCCGUUGGUAACUUCAUACCUGGCUAUGCAAUCGUAGCUUUAGGCUACACUUAUGCCAUGGCAUUGUCGUGCGGUAUAUGUUUCCUAUCGGUUAUUGGUAUAUGUUUCAUGCCAGAAUCCCUACCUCCUAGUCGGCGCUCAACAGUACAUUUUCACUUCAUUACCAGCUUAAAAGAGAUUGUCCAAUUUUACAUAAAGGAGGACGAAUCGUUCAAGGAUUCUAAAAGAUGGAAAUACAUAGUGGGUCUUUCUGCAUUUGCUUUCAUCAUGUUUGCAAGGCUGGGUGCUUCUUUUGAGCUACUUUAUCUGAUCGAUUCACCAUUUUGUUUCAAUCCAAUCAAACUAAGUCUGUUUGAAACUUUGAAAGCAGUAUUGUCUGAAGUCAUUGUUUUAGUUGGAAUAAAACUGAUGCAGCAAUGUUUAAGAGAUGAAAUUAUUGCAUUCAUUGGCAGCAUUUCCUGUGUAGCUUAUUACAUCUUAUUUGGAUUGGCCCCAUCUGAGAAAUACCUUUACAUAGCUGCUGCAGUUGGUGCUGUUGGCAUGUGCUCCAUUCCAAUGAUCAGGGCGGUGAUGUCAAAGAUGACACCUGUAAACAAACAAGGUACACUCUUUGGAAGUAUAGCUAUUAUAGAGAACAUAUGUAACCUGUUUGGCUCUGUACUUGGGACAGCUAUAUAUUCUGCAACAGUUUACUAUAAUCGAGGGAUGGCCUUUCUGGUCCUAGCUGGAUUCAUGUCCCUAGCAUUCAUUCUACUGCUAAUUCUGGUUAUUUGUGGCCGUGGACAGAGAGAUAAAGAUGACUAUGAAUCCAUUCCAACAAGUAAAAAUAUAAACUGAUUUCAAGUUUAUUUUUCAAAGGUAAUAACUAGAAUAUCUUGACUGAAGGUGCAUUAAUCUUUCUACGAGGCAGUUUUGGCUUCUUCGUCCCUAAUUUACAUUUCAUUUGCCUUUCUAAUAUAACUGCUCAGUAAAAUUUAAGACUGAGAUAAGCACCAGACAGGCUUAUUUCUAACUGAGAAUUUUAUGUAGAAUUUUAUUCUAAUCAGGUUGUGUUGACUUCUCAUAUUGUAAAUAAAAGCAACUGACACCACUGAUACAAUUUUUGAGAAAAUGAAAUUCUUUUAAGCAACCACUGUAGAUUUGAAAAUUUUACAUUGUGACACUUUUAUUAUAAAACUAUUAAUUCCUUUUUG